AUGGCGAUGCGAUCGCCUUUAUCACACGCUGUGAAGCGUGCGACGUGGACCUCACCCGCCAUCUCGGUCUUGUCACCGUGUACCCAGCGCUGGAGAAGAGGCAAUGCGACAGUCGCUCCCCCGCCGGUUACGCAGAGCUCCGCCGGCUCAAAAGGCCCCACUGCCAUGGUUUUCAUGAACAUGGGCGGGCCGUCGACGACUGAUGAAGUUCACAGUUUCCUGAGCAACUUGUUUUCCGAUGCCGACUUAAUACCCUUGGGACGCCUACAAAACUAUAUUGGACCAUAUAUCGCACGAAGACGUACACCCAAAAUCCAGAAACAAUAUGCGGAGAUUGGCGGAGGGUCUCCCAUCCGGAAAUGGUCAGAGUACCAGGCCGCCGAGAUGUGUAAGAUACUGGACCAAACCUCGCCGGAGACCGCACCGCAUAAACCAUAUGUCGCCUUCCGGUAUGCGAAUCCAUUGACGGAACAAAUGUACCAGCAAUUGCUCGCAGAUGGUUUCGGUGGUGGCAAGGGUGGCCGCGCUGUCGCAUUUACACAAUACCCGCAAUACUCGUGUUCGACGACUGGCUCAUCGCUCAAUGAGUUAUGGAAGUGGCGACAAAGGUUGGAGGGCAAGAGGGCGACGGGAGAGGUCGACCCAGAAGGCUCAAUCAAGUGGAGUGUGAUCGACCGUUGGCCGACGCACCCGGGGCUUGUCGAAGCCUUUGCUCAAAACAUCGAGAAGACGCUACAAGAGUACCCACCAGAGCGAAGAGACAACGUUGUGUUACUUUACUCGGCGCACAGUCUUCCUAUGAGUGUGGUCAACCGCGGCGACCCUUACCCGGCCGAGGUGGCAGCAACAGUGCAUGCUGUGAACCAGCGAUUGGGCAUGAAGUAUCAAUACCGACUCGUCUGGCAAUCGCAAGUCGGUCCGCAGCCCUGGCUUGGAGCGCAGACGUCCGACACCGUCAAGAACCUCAUGAAGAAGGGCAAUACCGACCUCAUCCUCAUUCCCAUUGCUUUUACGAGCGACCACAUCGAGACACUGUACGAAUUGGACAAAGAAGUCAUUGGCGAAGACGCGGAGGGUCACGAGGGCGUAAAGCGUGUAGAGAGCCUGAACGACAAUCCUGUCUUCAUUCAAGGUCUUGCCGAUAUUGCGAAGACGCACCUGCACUCCGGAAUCGCUUGCAGUCGGCAGAUGACACUGAGAUGUCCGGGAUGUGUAAGUGAGCGGUGCUUGGCGCAGAAGGAGUUCUUUGCUGGCCAAAACCAGCUUAUAGAACCUCUUACCGUAUGA
Messenger RNA from Didymosphaeria variabile, 1287 nucleotides. It is a transcript of the gene HEM15, whose product is annotated as ferrochelatase hem15. The transcript is spliced from 2 exons. Gene Ontology annotation, molecular function: protoporphyrin ferrochelatase activity. The coding region runs from base 1 to 1287 and encodes 428 amino acids. Gene Ontology annotation, biological process: heme biosynthetic process. NCBI's taxonomy places the organism in Eukaryota, Fungi, Ascomycota, Dothideomycetes, Pleosporales, Didymosphaeriaceae. The record is from RefSeq and is a predicted model, not a curated record.